Molecule: messenger RNA, 4213 nt
Organism: Fusarium graminearum PH-1
Lineage: Eukaryota; Fungi; Ascomycota; Sordariomycetes; Hypocreales; Nectriaceae
Exons: 3
Coding region: 1-3384 (1127 amino acids)
Biological process (GO): transmembrane transport
Cellular component (GO): membrane
Molecular function (GO): ABC-type transporter activity; ATP hydrolysis activity; ATP binding
Source: RefSeq, a predicted model, not a curated record
AUGAGCAUCAAUUCAUCUUCCACCGAACAACCUCCCCCUGAACUUCUCGACAAACCCGGUAUCGAAAAAACCACUACAACAACACAAUGGCAUCUUGCCCCCGAACUACAAAACAUGCGCGACCGUGACGAAGAAAUUGGUCAAAAGCCCCGUAAAUUGGGCGUUACAUGGCAAAACCUCACCGUUAAAGGCGUGGGUAGCGAUGCAGCCUUCAACGAAAACGUCGUUUCCCAAUUCUACCCUUUUCAUUCGGCUGCCAAAGACGCUCCUAUGAAGACCAUUAUCGACGGUUCGCACGGUUGUGUCAAGCCCGGUGAGAUGUUGCUUGUUCUUGGACGGCCUGGUAGUGGAUGUACUACACUCUUGAACGUUCUCGCCAAUAAUCGCCGGGGUUACACAGAGGUCACGGGCGAUGUGCAUUUUGGAAACAUGUCUCCAAGCGAAGCCAAGGCUUAUCAAGGACAAAUUGUUAUGAACACUGAAGAAGAGAUCUUCUUCCCAAGCUUGACAGUUGAAGCAACUAUCGAUUUCGCCGCGAGAAUGAAAGUUCCCUUCCAUUUACCCCCCGGCAUCAACACCAAGGAAGAAUACGCCCAAUUCUACAAAGACUUUCUCAUGCGAUCCGUCAACAUCUCCCACACAGCCCACACAAAAGUAGGCGAUGCUUUCAUCAGAGGCGUUUCCGGCGGCGAGCGCAAGCGUGUGUCCAUCGUCGAGUGUCUUACUACGCGGGCCAGUGUGUUUUGCUGGGAUAACUCUACGCGCGGUCUUGACGCCAGCACUGCAUUGGAAUGGGUCAGAGCCAUACGAGCCAUGACUGACAUUCUCGGUCUUACGACGAUUGUGACGCUGUAUCAGGCUGGAAAUGGAAUCUAUGAGCAUUUUGAUAAAGUCCUUGUUCUUGAUGAAGGGAAGCAGAUCUUUUAUGGCCCGCAGAGAGAUGCUGUUCCGUUCAUGGAGGAUCUUGGGUUUGUCAGAGACUCAGGAUCGAACAGAGGAGACUUUUUGACGGGUGUUACUGUUCCAACCGAAAGGCGUGUUGCGCCUGGGUAUGAGAAUACCUUUCCCCGUGAUGCAGAUGCUGUCCGCGCUUCUUACGAUCGGUCGGUCAUCAAAGCGAGGAUGGUUGAGGAGUGUCAGGCAUACCCCACCAGCAACGAAGCAGUUCAAUACACUGCCAUCUUUAAAGAGAUGGUGACACGCGAGAAGCACAAGUUUGUACCCGCCAACUCCCCCACCACGGCGAACCUGGCUAUGCAAGUCCAAGCAGCUGUCACGAGACAGUAUCAAAUCAUGUGGGGUGAUAAGUCAACACUCUUUAUGAAGCAGGGCGCGACUCUGAUCCAGGCUUUCCUCGGUGGAUCCUUGUUCUACUCUGCGCCUGAUAACUCAGCUGGUCUUUUCCUCAAAGGCGGUGCUUUGUUCUUCUCCAUUCUGUACAAUGCCCUGUUGGCGUUGUCGGAAGUUACGGAUUCGUUCACUGGAAGACCUAUCCUUGCGAAACAUCGAGCCUUUGCGCUCUAUGAUCCUGCCGCUGUCUGCAUUGCGCAAGUCAUUGCGGAUUUGCCCAUUUUGGCUUUCCAAGUUAUUCAGUUCGGUUUGGUUCUUUACUUCCUCGUUGGUCUCAAGAGUACAGCCGGUGCCUUCUUUACAUAUCUCGCCACCAACUACAUCACUGCUUUGACCAUGACGGCAUUCUUCCGCUUCAUCGGCGCUGCGUUUCCGACUUUUGAUGCUGCUACAAAGGUCUCUGGUCUUUCCAUUGUUGCGUUGUUUGUAUACAUGGGUUACAUGAUCAUCAAGACCGAGAUGCAUCCCUGGCUAUCUUGGAUCUUCUGGAUCAACCCAAUGGCCUAUGGGUUUGAAGCUCUUCUUGGAAAUGAGUUUCAUGAUCAGGAGAUUCCUUGUGUUGGUCCGUAUCUCAUCCCCAACGGCCCGGGAUAUGUUGACGGGAAUGGAGGUCAGGCAUGCUCUGGUGUAGGAGGUGCUGAACCCGGUGCAGCAUUUGUUACGGGCGAUGCGUACCUCUCGCACAUGUCAUUCGAUCACAGCCAUAUCUGGCGUAACUUUGGCAUCAAUGUUGCAUGGUGGAUUCUGUUCGUUGGUCUCACUAUAUUCUUCACGUCUCGAUGGAAGCAAGUCGGCGAAGGUAGUCGAAAUCUCCUCAUUCCUCGCGAACAACAACACAAGUCCAAGCAUCUUCUUCCCUCCAAUGACAGCGAAGCCUCAACUGAGAAGAGUCGCGCUGAGAAUGGAUCUGGAGCUUCAGAUGGUGAGGUCGACCCAAACCUCAUGCGCAACAAGAGUGUCUUUACUUGGAAGAAUUUGACAUACACCGUCAAAACCUCAGACGGUGACCGCGUUCUCCUUGAUGAUGUGCAAGGCUACGUGAAACCUGGUAUGCUUGGUGCCUUGAUGGGUUCUUCUGGUGCAGGUAAAACCACACUCCUCGAUGUCCUCGCGCAACGAAAAACAGAGGGAUCAAUCCAUGGAUCGGUUUUAGUCGACGGGCGACCUAUCCCUGUCUCCUUUCAACGAUCAGCUGGGUAUGUCGAACAAUUGGAUAUCCACGAGCCUCUGGCAACUGUUCGCGAAGCCCUCGAAUUUUCUGCUUUGCUACGACAGUCUCGCGAUGUGCCCACUGAAGAAAAGUUGCGCUAUGUUGAUACUAUAGUUGAUCUCUUGGAGUUAAAUGACCUCGAACAUACGCUUGUUGGCCGACCUGGAAAUGGUCUGUCAAUUGAACAACGAAAACGUCUUACAAUUGCUGUUGAACUGGUCGCGAAACCCAGCAUACUUAUCUUUCUUGACGAACCAACAUCUGGACUCGAUGGACAGGCUGCUUACAAUACAGUGAGGUUUCUUCGCAAGCUUUCAGCCGCUGGGCAGGCUGUUUUGGUGACUAUUCAUCAGCCAUCGGCACAGUUGUUUGCUCAGUUUGACACCUUGUUGCUCCUUGCAAAAGGUGGAAAGACUGUGUAUUUUGGCGACAUUGGCGACAACGCUGCUACUGUGAAGGAAUACUUUGGCCGUCAUGGAGCACCAUGUCCAUCUGAAGCCAAUCCCGCUGAACACAUGAUCGAUGUGGUGUCGGGUGGAGAUGGACCGUACAAGGACACAGAUGGAAUCAGGUUGGCUUCAGUCUCCGGAACACUAUCCACUCAUCAAGGAUCUGGACCACAUGAUCGAAGUGGCUGCAUCUCAACCAUCGAGUACCAAAGACGACGGCAACGAAUUCGCAGCUUCAAUGUGGACACAGGUCAAACUGGUAACGCACCGAAUGAACGUCUCUCUCUUCCGAAACACAGAGUACAUCGACAACAAAUUCGCCAUGCACAUCAGUCUAGCGUUACUCAAUGGUUUUACGUUCUGGCAGAUCGGUGACAGUCUUACAGAUCUUCAGCAGAAUCUUUUUACAGUUUUCAACUUUAUCUUCAUCGCUCCGGGUAUUAUUUCACAGUUGCAACCUCUGUUUAUUGACAGAAGGGAUAUUUAUGAGGCAAGGGAGAAGAAGAGCAAGAUGUAUCACUGGGCGCCGUUUGUUACUGGUCUGAUUGUAUCGGAGAUUCCGUACCUGCUUGUUUGUGCGCUGUUGUAUUAUGUUUGUUGGUAUUUCACUGCCGGACUUCCUACUGGUAGUGGACAUGCGGGUAGUGUUUUCUUUGUUGUGGUCAUGUACGAAGGGUUGUAUACUGGCAUCGGUCAAAUGAUCGCUGCAUACACCCCCAACGCCGUCUUUGCAUCGCUCGUCAAUCCUCUUGUCAUCACCACUCUUGUCUCGUUUUGCGGUGUCAUGGUACCUUAUAGUCAGAUUGUCCCAUUCUGGCGCUACUGGAUGUACUUCAUCGAUCCCUUCAACUACCUCAUGAGUUCACUCCUCGUGUUUACAACUUGGGACAAGCCUGUCCACUGCAAGCCCAACGAACUCGCCGUCUUCGACCCUCCUUCCAACAUGACCUGCGCCGAGUACCUCUCCGAUUACCAGGGUGGUAUGGGUAAGGCUACAAACCUUCUCAAUCCAGAUGCGACCGCCUCCUGUCAAGUUUGUCAAUACACCUCGGGGGCGGAUUAUCUUCGAUCGCUGAACCUCAAGGAGGAAUACUACGGAUGGAGGAAUGCAGGAAUUGUUGUUGUGUUUGUGAUUGGUAUAUAUGGGCUUGUGUAUCUUAUGAUGAAGCUUAGGACUAAGGCUACUAAGAAGGCGGAGUCUUGA